Molecule: messenger RNA, 9123 nt
Organism: Sceloporus undulatus (fence lizard)
Lineage: Eukaryota; Metazoa; Chordata; Lepidosauria; Squamata; Phrynosomatidae
Gene: PRLR
Product: prolactin receptor
Exons: 14
Coding region: 376-2856 (826 amino acids)
Biological process (GO): cytokine-mediated signaling pathway
Cellular component (GO): signaling receptor complex; external side of plasma membrane
Molecular function (GO): cytokine binding; cytokine receptor activity
Source: RefSeq, a predicted model, not a curated record
UUCCCACAGAGCUGAUUGCCUGCCUGUCCUAAGCUCUAUACUCCAAACUAUGUAGAUUUUCCCUUUUGCCUGUGGUUGUUGUUUCCCUCCAAUUCACCUUGGUCUCACUUUCUCUCUGGAUUUACUGAAUUUAUUGGAAACAUUUUGAUUUUACAAACACUGGAUUUCAUUUUUUUUUUUCUGUCUCAGAAAGUUGACCUGAGCUGACAUGGAUCAAGUCAGACCUCAUUACUCUGUAAGGGAAUUCAUUUGAUUUGUCAGUAAUGGCGGCAGAAGAGCAGAAGGAUGAUAAUUCACCUUAAUCUCUGAGUUUUCACUCCUUCCUGGAACAGGAGGAGGAGGAGGAGGAGGAGGAGGAGGAAGAGAAAGGCCAACAUGAGACUUCACACAUUACCUUCGACUAUACUUAUUGUGCUGCUUUCUUUGAACAAAUGGCUUGUGAAUUGUCAUUCACCGCCUGGGAAGCCUACAAUAAUAGGUUGCCGAUCCUCAGGAAACGAAUCAUUUAUUUGCUGGUGGAAACCUGAUGCAGGUGGAGGGCCUCCUAAAAGUUACUCUCUACUGUACAUCACAGAAAGAGAUGAACAGCCCCAUGAAUGUCCAGACUACAUAUCAGCAGGCCCCAAUUCCUGUUACUUUGAUCAAAGACACACCAGGUUUUGGACAAGAUACAACAUCACAGUAAAAGCUACCAAUGACUUGGGGAGUAAUUUCUCUGAUCCUCACUAUGUGGAUGUGAGGACUGUAGUUAAGCCAGACCCUCCUGUGGAUCUUUCUCUGGAACUGAAACAGUUGAAUGAGAGAAACUAUGUGUGGGCAAAAUGGUCACCACCACCUCUAAUGGUUGAUGAUGCAGCAAGCUGGCAAACAUGUAAUUAUGAACUGCGAAUGAACAUUGGUGGAGGACAGGAAUGGGAGACUCAUUUUGUUGGAGAGCAAACACAAUAUAGAAUGUCUCAGUGGCAGCCAGAAGUGAAAUAUACUGCUCAGGUUCGCUGUGUAAGAGAUAAUGGGGAAACAAGUGAAUGGAGUCCAGAAAGUCACUUCAAACUCCACAGUGGCCAACCUCCAGGGAAGCCAGAGGUAAUAAGAUGCCGCUCUCCUGAAAAAGAAACUUUUACUUGUUGGUGGAAACCUGGUUCUGAUGGAGGACUUCCUAACAAUUAUACUUUGCUCUAUAACAAAGAAGGAAGGAAUGAAUACAACGAAUGUCCUGACUACAUAACGGCAGGACCCAAUUCUUGUUAUUUUGAUAAAAGGCAUACUUCACUUUGGAAGAUGUACAAUUUAACCAUAAAGGCUACUAAUGAGAUGGGAAGUGCUGUCUCUGAACCUUAUUAUGUGGAUGUGGCUAACAUAGUUCAGCCGGAUCCUCCAAAAAACCUGUCUCUGGAAUUUGAGAAAAAAGUAUAUGGUGAAUAUCUCUUGUUGAACUGGUCUCCUCCUUUGCUGGGUGAUGUCAAAUCUGGCUGGCUAACCCUUGAAUAUGAGUUGUGCAUAAAACCUGAAGAAGGACAAGAGUGGGAGAAAAUAUUUGUUGGUCAGAGAACAACAUACAAGAUGUUCAGUGUAAAUCCUGGUGAAAGGUAUGUUGCACAAGUCCGCUGCAGAUCAGAUCAUGGCUCGUGGAGUGACUGGAGUCCCAAAAGUUACAUCAAGCUCCAAAAAGACAUCAGAGUGAAGGAUAUACUUGUUUGGAUCUUUGUGGCUUGUUUAUCGUUUGCUGUAUGUUUGAUAAUGAUCUGGACACUGGCUUUGAAGAGAACUAACAUGGUGGCCCGCAUUCUGCCACCUGUUCCAGGUCCUAAAAUUAAAGGCUUUGAUGCUCAGCUAUUAGAGGCGGGAAAAACUGAAGAAUUACUGAGUGCUCUGAAUUGCCAGGGUUUCCCUCCAACAUCAGAUUAUGAUGACCUGUUGGUAGAAUUUUUGGAAAUUGAUGAUAGUGAAGACCAGCAAUUAAUGCCAAAUCAUGGAAAGAAUCAUCGCGAUUUGACACACCAGGAAACAGACAGUGACUCAGGGAGAGGAAGUUGUGAGAGUCCUUCUCUAUUGGCGGAGAAGCGCAAAGAUGCCAGAAAUCCACCUGAAUUGAAAGCACUAGAUAUCCAGGAUGUGCAAAAGAACACUGGUAUAAAAAGCACACCAGAAACCUCAAGUAUAGACUGUGAAGGGCAGCUCUCUUGUUUCAACAGUGGUGGACCACGGGUGUCCACAUGGCCUGGGGCCCAGAUGCCAAAUUGUCAGACUCCUAAUUGUUUCAACCAGGAGGCCUCAGGUGUGUGCAAAAGAACACUCAGUGCCAUGAAUGUAAACAGGUCACCUGUUCUGAUAAGGAAUGAAGAAAUGGAUCAUCAUUCCGAACAUCCUAGAACCACUGAAACUAUUAGCAAAGGAACACCAGCCAAAUUGGAGGAUGGGACAAAUUUACCCUUAAAUGUUCACAGUGAUCAAAGGGUAUUGUGGUUAUUUCCUCCCGAGAGAUUGCCUUCUUCAUCUACAAAGCCAAUGGAUUAUGUAGAAGUUCACAAAGUCAAUCAUGAUGGCGUACUGGCUGUAUUACCAAAGCAGAAAGAAAAUGUUCACAAAUCUGAAAAAAGUCUGGUUGCCAGAGAUGCGAAUGAAUACACCAAGGUUUCAACUGUUGCCAAUAACCAUAUUUUGGUGUUAUUUCCAGAUCCCAAAAUGGGGGGUUUGCCUUCCUUUCAGGAACGUCCAAAGGAACUGAGCCAGAGAUGUCAACAGAGCCAAGCAGAGAAAAAUAUGAGCUACUGCCACUCUGCUCCAAAUGCAUACAAAAUGCAGCGUGGUGGGAUGGACUACAUGGAUCCAAAUAAUUUUAUGCCCACCUUUAAUUAAUUGAAAGGUUGGCUGUCCUCUUCAGAUGACACUACAAGUAAAGUAGACAUGAAUCACACAAAAUUGGUCAAAUAUCUGAUUAAGCUCAGUUGUUGUAGUAGUGCAUAGCUUUUAAUGCUUUAUGCUGAAUCACCUAUGAAUAUGCUGAUAGCUUACAGAUAAUUUUUUUCUCUCUGAUUUUUCAGAGCUAAUGUUUGAAGAAUAACUUACAGGAAUUAAAAAUACAUGAUGUAGUUUUAUUUUUUUAAAAAAACGAACACACACUACCAAUUUCUGUUUGUGAUGCAUUAUUACAUGGUUAAUGCAAAAUGUGACAAAAGCAACCUCAGAUCAUCAUCAAAUGUUAGUUGAGAGGUGCAGACUGCCCUUCUGCUUAAAAAAUCAGUGAAAAAUUGUAUGGCAGUCAGAUUCUUAAACUACACCAGUGGUGUCCAAACUAUUUUUCACAAGUGUGCUAUUAUAUAAGUAUGUAUUGUACACAAUACAAUACAAAUUGUAAACUUUACAAUACAAAUGUGAUAAAAUGUGCCACUGUAGUGCAUAGCUUGGGGAAGCUGCUUUUUGAACUACAGCUUCCAAAAGUCCCAGGGGUCAAGCUGGCUAGAGGAUUCUGGGAGAUGUACAAAAAAUGACCUUUUCCCAGUUACACAUUGCUCCAGUAUGAGGGGUAUACUACAUGUAUAACGUAUCAUGUUUGGGGGUGGAGAGACUUUUUCUUUAAGUUGACUGGGCCACAGUACUGCAGACCAUAAACAAGAGUUCAGAUCCACUUUGUGCGGCCUCUGGACCCAGGGACAUUUCUAUCCUAAGUGCCACAAAUCCAUUUAAUUCACUGCCAGUUGUACAGAGGGGACCCUUAGACAGGAGCUUUCUGAUCACCUCUUUGUAUACCAAUAUAACCAAUUCCCAUGUUAGCAAAUAGGUGGCCCAUUUGCACUUUCUCCUCUUUAUCUCUGCUGUAAGUAGGACAAGAACUGUCAGAGAAGGAGAAUGGUGGCAGAACUCCUUCAGCAUGUACCAGGGAGCUGUCCUUGUAAGCAGUAGGCCAGAAUUGUGUCUCCUGUGGUCUGCAUACAGCUUUCCAAGACACACACACACACACACACACACACACACACACACAAUGAACCCUCUCCCCUCUGAGGAAAAAUUGGCCUAAAAAUGAGCAGUUGCUGCCUACAAAACCUUUUGUGGGGCUAUUGUCCAUAUUAGUUCUUUUUCCCCAUGCACACUUGGGGGAGGACUGAAAUAACCUUUUUUGUGUUAGCCAGAAGCGAUCUUUCUAGUCACUUCCAGUCUCGAAAAAAGUGGUGGUUCCAGCCCAGAAAAAUCUGGUGGGAUGGAAGUCUGUGGACAGUGGGGACAACCCCUGGUACAUUAUUCUGGUGUUUUGAGAGGGAUUCCAGUGGCAGCUGCCUCCCCUGACGCUCAUUGGCAUACUGGAAAAGGAGACCCAGGACAUUAGGAGCAGAACCAGUAGGUCCACAGUAGCUGGCUUGAGUUUCCCCUUCUGCUGAUGUUGGACCUGAUCUAUGCCAUUCCUUGGCCACCCAAGAACUACAUGCUUUCUUCAGUAAAAACUAGCCAAAUACAACAGUCAACAUAAAGUAAACACAUGAUGGGGGGGAGGGGGAGAGAAUACAAUUGCUUAACAGCUUGCAUGAUUAUUGUUGUUCAUGCAGUUUUGCUGACAUGCUACUACUGAAAUGUUCAUACCAGUUUUUCUAUAACAUUUCCCUUUAUCUUUCUAUUUUAAAGAAAGCCCUAGUUUUAUGGAUGUUAAAAAUAUUAUACCAAAGACCCUUUAUCAGAUCUAAUAUAUUGAAUAUGGUGGAGUCUCCUACUUUGGAGGUUUUUAAACAGAGGCUGGAUAGCUAUAUAUCAGGGGGUGCUUUGACUAUGCAUUCCUGCAUGUCAGAGGGGUGGACUAGGUGGCCCUUGAGAUCUCUUCCAGCGCUGUGAUUCUAUGAAUAUAUUCCUGAAUAGAGGGGGGAGGUCUUCUAUACCUAGUUUUCCUUCUUUGCUUCAGUAUGAUUAUUGUGCAGUAGAAGCAGACAACUUACAGCCUUCCAGAUGUUGUUAGACUACAAAUCCCAGCAGCCUUAGCCAGCAAAGCCAGAGAUGAAGAAUGCUGUGAGUUGUAGUCCAACUCUAGAGGACCAUAUUCUGUCCACUCUUAUUGUAUACCCUAUCAUCUCUGUAGCCUUUUCAAACUAACUGCAAACAAAACCUGUUGCAAGGAUUUCGGCAUGGGGUUGGGGGAAGGGAAUUUACCUUUUUGUAUUCUUCUAAUGAUCUGAAUUACCUUUCAGCAGAGUUCAGUUACUUGUACUGCCUUAUUGUACAUAGUAAAAAGUCUACUUUAAUACAAGCCCUGUGUAUUUUUGCAGACUAUUUUUCUAUUGGUAAAAAAUAUAACUAUUUUCUAAUUCUCCAGAAAUAUGUACUUAACCAAAAAGUUUUGUUGCCUCCUCUCUUACUGUUCUGUGAACAAUGCAGAGGAUAAGAGAGGAAGGCGCAGUUUCUGUAAUGAAACUCUCUUGGUGUAGGGGUAAUGUCGAAUAUGUGUAAAAUUGUUUUUCUUGAGGUCUUCGGUUCUUCCUGCCAUAUCAAGUCCAUGUAUUUCUAUGCCUGUUUCAAGGGACUUACCCUCCCAGUGCAGUUCUCAUAGACACUUCCAGAAUGACAUUUAAAUCAAUUGCCUUUGCAAUGCCAAGUGCACUGGGCUUGUACAGUAAUGGUGCAUGUGAGGAGCAUGCCCUUCUGUGUCCCUAUCUGACAUGGAGCAUCACAACCAUUGAGAACUUUCAGUCCAGCAGCAGUAGAAAUUCUGGCUGAAUGUCUGCCCUUCGAGUCUUUCCCCCCUAUUUUCACUAAAAUAUUUAACUCCAUGGCAGACAUGGAGGAACCAGUAUUCUGAACUAUCUAAGCUUUUGGUCUGAUCCACCUUAUGGUCUGAUCUGUCUUAUGUUCUUAUUUGUGCACCUGUUAUAUUCAGCUUUUGGAAAACGGGUGCCAAAAAUUUUGGCUAUUCCUGGAGUAGGAAAGCAUAAAGCCAAAGGCAGGCAAUUUGUAACCCUCCUCAGAUAAUAUUAGAUUAGAAAUCUCACCAUCUGUCACAUGGACUUUGUUGAUGGAAUUUGCAUUUCUCCCUCUUGCCCACUAAAAACGUAGGGAAAAUGGAAAAUAGCUCUGUGUUGAAACACCCCUUUACAAUAGUGAAAAUUAAGGAAAUCUAUUAAAUGUGCACUGUUGUCCUUAUUUUUAAUGAGUCUGCAGUUAACAGCUUUCUAUUGUCAUCAUUAAAGGUCUCCCUUGAAACAGACCCACAUGUCCAGGACAGCAAAGAGUGACCUCUGUUCAGACUAAAUAUUGUAUAUAAGUAAAACAUAUAUUUUUCUCCCGCAUUAUUGCUGAUGGUCAAAGUGUGCUCUUACAUUUUUCCAAUAACAGUGGCUGUUAAUAUGUAUCAACUAGAAACAUAUACGUUGCCCUACACCAGUUUUCUAAUCAUCCAUGGCAUUAAUUAUAAACUGUGGUAAGUGGGUUUCCCCACCCCCAGUACAGAUUAUAUUAAAUAGAAAUUGAAGGAUUUUUUUGUUCUUUAUGCUGUGAUAUAAUGGUCCAGAAAUAAUUAUUUUUAAAAAUUUGUAAUUUUUAUUCUCUGUAAAAAGCAAUCUGCCUUUCCUAGCAGACAUGUCAAGUAACAAAUUCUGUCUUCAAUUUGUUGACUUGUUUUUGUCUAGCUACACAUAUGCAACAGGCUUUUAAAAUAUAUAUAUAUAAUUUACUUGUGUAGUCUUAUCAAUAAUGGCCACUUGUUAAAAUUCCAUUUGCAGCUUCUUCUUUCUCCUGUGUUCACUUCUCAAAUAUGCUGCACUCGCUGUUCACAUCAAUAAAUCUUACAUCUUUUGGCUGCAAUCUGAUUAGGAGAGUAAAUCCCAUAGAUCACAAUGGGAUUUACUUUGGAUUAGUAAGUGUAGAUGGGAAUGGUCAUUUUCUAUUGACUUGGCAUAUAGUAUGUGAGUGUUGUGCAGGAAAACAUAAACCAGCUAAAUAUGUGUUUGCUGCAAAGCCAUAAAGCUGUGCAAUAAGACAGUGUGAUGGAACAGGCUUGUUUCUUUUUCUCCAAACAAAUCACGCUACCUGUUUCCUUUGCCCUCUGAAAUCAGAGAGAGGGAGGAACGGAGAUGUCAAAAUGCUAAUUAUCUUGAAAGAAGCAAAUUGAGCCCUUUACAAUUGCUGUGAUAUGUGGCAGAGUGACAAAGGGGGUGCUUAAGGAAGCAGACAGCAUUUUUAGUUAAUUUUAAAUCCAUGAUAACUUAUAUUUGUUGUUGCUGUGUGCCUUCAAGUCAUUUCUGACUUAUGGUGACCAUAAGGUGAACCGAUUAUGGGGUUUUUGUGGUGCAUUUAUUCAGAGGAGGUUUGCCAUUGCCAUCCUCAGAGGCUGAGAGAGAGUGACUUGUCCAAGAUCACUCAGUGGGUUUUCAUGGCUGAAUGGGGAUUUGAACCCUGGUCUCCAGAAUCUAAUGUCUAAUGCUGAAACCACUACACCAUGCUGGCCGUUAUAUAUAUUUAAAGCUCUUCAGACUUUUUCUUUUUAAAUGUAAGCAGGUGAGAGUGAAACUGUGUAUGAGCAACUUCCAUAAGUUUAUUGUAAGCAAAUUCAUUCUGGCUCCAGCCUACCCAUAACCCAAUGUAAUCGGAUUGAGCCUAGUAAAUCUUGGGAAGGUUAGAUUUUGGCAGAGUGAAAUUGCCACUUCAGGGAAUAGAUUCUGGGUGUAUUGAAAGGGCAGGAAAGUGCUGCCUGUUGCUGUUGUUUUUACUGUCACUUUUGGGAAAUGGGGGCUUAUGUAAUCUUCUGCCUUACAUUCUGCUUUGGGUUUUGUGGACCUUGAUCCAUUGGGAUGGAUUGGGGCACCAUUUGCUAUUCUGCGUCAGUCAGCAAAAUGUUUUGGGGCCAGCCUUGUUUUGAAACCUUUUCUUGCUCACUUUUUGCAUUGAAAUAGCAGCUAGUGAGCAGCAAAUAUUAUGGAUGAAAGCUGAAGAUUUAUAUUUUCCUUCAGUUUCUUGCAAGUCAUACAGGUCGCUCAAUGAUUUCUUGUUCAGUGAUUUCUUAUGUAUUGUGGAAGCCCAAAUUUACUAAUCAGUGAAAAUUCUGAAUCUGGUCAAACAAUAUGAUGCAUUUAGUAUAUACUGUACAGUAUUUAGAAUACAGGCUCCACUGCUCCCUCAGGUGGUAAAACAGGUAUAUGCUUGUCAUAGUGGCUGCAUCCACAUUGCAGAAAUAAUCCAGUUUGACACUACUUUAACUGCCUUGGCACAGUGCUAUGGAAUAUUGGGAUGGGAACUGUAGUUUGUUGUGGCACCAGAGCUCUCUGACAGAGAAGGCUAAGUGUCUCACAAAACUAAGACUCCCAGAAUUCCCUAGCAUUGAGCCAUGGCAGUUAAAGUGGUGUCAGAGUGACUUACUUCUACAGUGUGGAUGCAGCCAGUGUGUGCUUUUCUUUGCCAGCAUUUAGCAUGUGCUUUUGUGUGUGAGUUUUCUUAUUAGUCAUGGGAAAGUACACAUGGGCUCAGUUUGCAAGUUUGAUUGCUGAAGAAAGCAUCUCAGUUCUAAAGGAAAACAUGUGAACUGAAUUCCUCAGAACAUAUAGUUUGACCCUCACACAUAUGCUAUAUAUUUCAUUUGAAGAAAAAGACAGAAUUCUAGCUGACCAUUUGGCUAGGCUUGUGCAUUACUAGUGUAUCCAUUUUUUGUAUUUGCUAGUUUAACUGAGACCUAUUUUCUUUUUGAAAGAAACCUACUGUCUACCUUGUGUUUCACAAAUUAAGAAAUAUUCUAGAUCACACAGAUUAGUUUUCUUUUUGUGAAUGAUUAGGAUCCCCAGUUUUAUGGGCUAAGUAAGCUAAAGGAUAUAGGACAUUGAUUAAAAAUAAUCUUUAUUUAAUAUAUUGAUUUGAGAACACUGGUAUAAAAUUAAAAGCUCAGGAAUCUUUUAUUGUUUGUCAGAUGUGUCUGGAAGACAAAUUGUUUUGCUGGAAGACUGUGGAGAAAGUUUGCUUUAAAUAACUUAUUGUUACUUUAAAUAAUGUCUACCACUGGUUUUACUGUAAUGAUCAAUAUUGUUAGUGUGUUAAUGUACUUUUUUCACAAACCUGUCCAUCCUUUACACUGCUGUUUUGUCGUUAUUGUUACUGGUCGGGGAGGGAAAGCUUUAUACUGUGUUAUCCAACAAUAAGGAAUAAAAUAUUUCUUGAGCAAAA